Molecule: messenger RNA, 4952 nt
Organism: Leptinotarsa decemlineata (Colorado potato beetle)
Lineage: Eukaryota; Metazoa; Arthropoda; Insecta; Coleoptera; Chrysomelidae
Product: transcriptional coactivator YAP1-A-like
Source: RefSeq, a predicted model, not a curated record
CUACACAUCUCCAGCAGCGAUCUCCCGGAGGAAACCUAGUUGGACCUGCGUGGCAUUCAGCAGCCUCUACUUCUGCUACAGCACAAAAAAUCCGAUUGCAACAGCUGCAAAUGGAAAGGGAGAGGCUCAAGCAGCGACAACAGGAAAUUAGGCGACAGGAAAUUUUAAUGAGAAGUAGUAGUGACAUACCUGUUAUGGACCCCUUCCUGUCCAGUUUGACUGACCAUUCGCGACAGGAAUCUGGUGACAGUGGACUAGGUAUGGGUACUUCUUAUUCGAUGCCACACACUCCAGAAGACUUUCUUGUUGACAAUAUGGAUGAUAAUAUGGAAGUCGGUAGAGAGAGCCACACAAUGGAUACUCCGGACUUAACGAGCUUGAGUGAUAAUAUAGAUUCGACAGAUGAUUUAGUACCUACUUUACAGUUGGGGGAAGAGUUUCCCAUAUUAGAGGACGUUCAGUCAUUGAUAAAUCCUCCGACUACAAGACCUGAUAAUGUACUCAUUUGGUUGUAAUGCAAGUGCCUGAAAUCUGCUCAUAUCUUUCUGAACACUUUAUUGUAGGCAAUUAAUUUCUAAUUUGAUUCAUUUGCUUGGUUAAUACAUUGAGCACACAUUCUUAAGUCGUUCUCUUUUGGCAAUAUUGGUCACAUUUGAAAUGACAAUAACGAAUAUUUUAUGAAUUUUUGAAACACUUUGUAAUAUUGUAUUUUGUCAUAGUUUACAAGAACGUUAUUUCACUGUUGGGUAUGUUUUUCAUACAAACAUAGUUUUAAUUUAUUAGAUAAGGCAAUUGUUACUUCAUAUUCGUCAGUUUGUGUGUCUGCUUACAACUUUGAUUCUUCGAUGAAGGAAUAAUUGAACCAAUCUAUGUCACUGACACUUGACUUAAUUUUUCAAUUGAAUGUGCAUUCUAACUCAUAAGAUCUCAAAACUGAUCGUCAUCCAGUGCAAUGUUAAUUUUUCAACGAACUGACAAAUGAAAAGUAGAUGAAACAUUUUUAUACAACAUAUUUAUUUGAAAAGAACUAAUUUUCAUUUGAUAUUUAUAUUUAUUAUUGUGGUCUAAUAUGUUAUUUAUUAGGUUGAAAAAAUUUUAUAUAAUACUUUAUAUAGGGAAUUUUAUAACAUAUCCACAAUUGAUUGUGUUUCGAUUGCGAAACAAAUAUUUACAUCCCCUCUCCUUAUUAUCUAUACAAUCGCAAUUUAUUAAGUUUCUUGAUAUUUUAGUAAGAUAUACACGUAUAUCGUUAUUUUUAAUGUUUAAAUGUUAUUUUGUAGUAAUUUUCUCCGAUUGUUCAUGCCGUGAACAGUUUUGAGUAGAAAUCGUUUUGAUGUUUCUGAUAACAUGAAUGUUAUCAAGAAAACAAAAUGCUCAUAUAUACAUAUAUAUUUAUGAAUUUAUAUAUUAUAACAAAUCCAUCCAUUUUGGUGCCUUUAAUUAAUUGUUGUAAAUAUAUUCGACAAUCGUUUUUAAUGUAAGUGUAAUACAUAAACUUUUCAAUUUAUAUACACACAAACACAGUUCAAGUAAUCUUUAAGGUGGUCUUUUUUUGCAAAUUUUACUAACUUAAUUGUAAGAAAUGAACGGAUCAUUUCUAUGAUACAUAACUAUACCAUAUUGUGUAUAUAGUGCCUUCAUAAAGACAUAACUGUGUUGAAAUUUAGCCUUAAUGUACCUUACUCGAGGAGCCAGGUAAUACUUACCCUAGUUUAAGUGAUAAUAACGGUCAUCACAAUAAUGGUAGUUUUGCUGGCAGAAUGUACUAUUUUGCUUUUGAUAUGUCCAUCUGUAGAGCUUAGAAGUAAUUAGGACAGCACCCAUGCAAAAACAUUGAAUUGAGAUGGCGUUAGUGUACUGAGAAAGUUUGAACCAUUUCAAAUAUUAGAUAAAAAAUACUUUCGUCUAAUUUCUACUAAGUUUAUGUUACGACCGAUUUCAGUUUGUUAGACCAUUCUCAAGUAACUAUUAACAAACCGAAACCGGUCGUAACCUUAGUAGAAAUCGACAAAAGUAUUUUCUUUAUCCUAUAUUCAAUAUGAAUUUUUAUAAAAUAAAAAGGUCAUCAAUCGAACAAGUUGAAUUUCACUAUCCUGGGCUAACUACAUGGCUUAUUCCCAAAUGAAAUUAUGCUAAGCUUGUAAAUGGUACUUAACAGCUCACACCAGUGUCAAACUGAUACUUAACGUUGAGUUUGAAAGAUGGCUGUACAAUAGAGGUAAUAUUUUGAGAUAAAAUUUGGUUUAUAUGUUGAAAAGAUACUGAAGUAAUUGAUGAUAUUUAAAUGUCACGAAAAACGGUUUGAAGUAAGUAAAAGUUUCAUAGUUUUGUUCGAUUUUUUUUUCCAAAUGGCAAUUUACACAAAUUUGUUGAUUCUUACUCUGUUUCACCGACAAUUUAGUUCAGCCUCUAACUGUAAGAUGUCAGAAUAUAAUUCAUGAAGUUCUUCUGUAAACCAAGAAAAAUUUUUUCAUUGAUAGUUAAAUGUAUCUGUUCAGGAGCAUGAAUUAUGACAACAUUCUCUUUAAAUAAAUCAAUUCAGAAUAUUCAUCAUAUUCAUAGUGAUAUAAGUUAGGCAGUGCAUUAUCUUUAUUUAUCAAGGUGGUAAAAUUUUUCUUUCGCAAGAUUAUUCACUAUAAUAGCUGGAUAGCAUAUAAUGAUUCUGUAAGCCACUGAUUCAGUCAGGCAUGCUAAAUGCAUAAGUAAUUUUCAAUUUUAUCUAUUUAAUCAAUUUAUUAUAGUCUGAGCCCCGAAAAUGUAGAGAAUAGGAUAGUUGAAAAGAAUAUCCACAUACAUUUUCUGCUUUCAAAUAACUGUAGAUGUCUGGUUUGGGUAAAAUAAAUUCUCAGAUUUUAGAACCCAUGCAUGUAUUCAGCAUAAACCCUUGCGGGUUGCGGUGGAGGGUCGAAAAGACCUACUCACUUUGGACCUAACCUAACCUAACGUAUUCAGCAGCUAAACAAUAUUAUUACUGAUAAUAUUGAAAAUCAGUCAUACUAUGCGUAGUAUUAAUAGUCCUACAUAUAAAUCGCCCUGGUCACCUGUGCAAGUGGACCUCUCUUGUGUUACAGAUAUGGAGUAUAGAAAUGAGGAAAGCACUCUUGCAGCUGUAAUCUUUCAGAGACUGAUCUGAAAACUGCGUUAAGGAAUUUUUUCUCCAAAAAUUAUAUAUUCAUCAUGUUCAUCAAAUUUUGGGAACAGUUUCAGUCUGAUUUCAAUACUUACCCUUAUGAUCGUCAAAGUUUUCAUUUUGUUUUUAUAUAUCAGUCUUCAAAAGUUUGUGUUAAGGUACAAUAGCCAUAAGGGGUUGCAAUAUUCAUAUAAUGAGGAAUACAAAAAAACAUAGAUUUUUUAGAAUUCUUCAAAACACGUGUUUCACAUGAUGAUAAGAACAAUGUCAUAUCUCAACUGUACAGUCAUUCAAUACUAUCUUUGAUGUUCAAAAUAGAAGAACAGGUUGUCAACCGAUGCAAGAAAUAAACAUAAUUUUGGUACACUAGCAGCAUUUCAAUUUACUAUUUCUGUUUUUCUAACUUCUGUUCUACACAUGAGUAUCAAACAAAUCGCACAAUUCAUAAUGUACUGGAUCAAGAUGCUGGAAAAUAUUUCAAUCCAGAUCCUAAAAUACAAAAAUAAUAACUUGUCCAAUAACUUAUUGAAGACAUUCACUUAUUCACUAACAAUAUGUAAUUUGAUUCAAUAAUUCAGACUUUGCUAACAUUAACAUUUCAAUUAGUUUUUUGAAUCCCAUUUGGCAAAUAUAGAUUUGAAGGAUUUUCAAUUCACAUAUAUUUCUAUGUAAUUACUGCAGACAGAUUUGCGUAAGAUAAAGUAUUACCAUUAUCAGAUGGAAAAUUACCAUCAUGUCUUACUACAUAUUUUUUCUUUGUGAAUAAGAUGUUGGUCAUAAACUUAUCUUUCAACAAAUCCCCUGAAUGUAGCUUUAUUUUUAGAUUUUGAAAAAGUUGGUCUUGUUGAUUGAAAUUAUAGUUACAAAUAAUUUUCAGUGCCGUCAUAUGUAACAAAACCGUUAAUUUUGUAAGGAGCUAUUAUCAGGUGCUAAUUUCGUGAAACUGUAGUAGUUUAAUUUUCCAUUUCUUCAAAUAUAUACAUCUUCUUAAAUAUUCCAAAGUUCACUAAAUAACUCACUAUGACACAUUCACUUAGAGUUCACCAAAUAAAUCACUCAAGAAUUUUAUUAGAUCUUUUCAGUAAAACUAUCUGUUCAUAUCUUGUAAAUAUUGAUUCAUCCUGAUAAAAUAUAAGUUUGUCACAUUCGAACAUUUUCAAUAUCACAUCCAGUUAUACCUCAAAAUCAUUUCUAUCAUAAGAAUACUUUCUAAUAUUGAAUGAACAAUUCAGCCGGUUGCUGUCCAAAUUGAUUUACAAAUUACACGAAAAUCUAUUUGAAAUCGACUUUUUCCUGUUUUUAUCUAUUCCCUGGGAGAGGCAUAUGCUUUCCUCUCCAGCACUAUAUACGUCUCUGUCUGGUGAUGUUGAAAUAUUCAAUUUGUGGUCAUUGACAGUGAAAAUAAUAGUUAAAACACAAAAAAAAUUAUUUCAAUAAAAAUGAUCUGUCAAGUUGAUUUUUCAAAAACGGUAUUGGUAAAUACAGAAUAAUAAUCCUUACAUGAAGAUGGAUGACAUAUUUUUUUGAAUCCAAAACUCAACUGGAUAACUGGUAAUCGAUUUAUCUUUGAUAAUAUGCUCUUACUACCAAACAUUCGAUUUGGACGAAGGUUUUUAUCAAAAAUUCAAUAGAGCUUUUAUUAUUUUUUUGCCGUUUUUUUGUAUAUGUUGAACUUUGGAAAGUCUUUGGUAUGUAAUAAUGUCAGUGUAUAUAUUUUAUUUCAAGUUGAUUCGACUUGAACAUCUGUAUAUUUAAUAAUAUCUUGUAAUAAUAUUUGCAUUUUGUAUGUUUCCAAUAAACACAACGAGAUAAGUAUUGUGAA